GGUUGGCAGCACUUACAGCGAAGUCUCAUGCUUCUCUUGGACUUGUAAAGAGCGUGAAUUAUAAGUUAAGAUUUAUUAAAGAAAGAAAGUAGUUAAGGUUAUCGAAAAUUUAUAAAGAUGAGUACAUCCAGUUUCGAAAGACCGACGGUUAAUGUCGAUCCAGAACUGAAGGAUUUCAUCGAAGGAGAAACGCAGAAAAGGAAAUUCCAAUAUUUAGUUCACGAAUUAACAGAAAAGUGCUGGGAUUUGUGCCUGGAUAAACCAAGUUCCAGAUUAGAUUCGAAAACCGAAAACUGUUUAACUAAUUGUGUUAAUAGAUUCAUCGAUACAACUAAUUUCAUAGUUCAAAGAUUAGAAAAAGAAGGAAGCAAGUAUAUGAAGGACGAAUUAGAAUUCAAUUAAUGUAUUAUUAUUAAUUAAUAUGAAAUAUACAACUGUUGUAGAUCAGCUGGGUUGUUUCAUGAACUGUAUAGUUUAUAGAAUGUCAUCGCAUUUACUAUUUUAAAAAUUGAUUAAAGUAUUUGUUUCAAUAAUAAAUGCGAACAUUGAAAAAUGGGAUUUACAGUAUGUGAAUAGAAAAGUUGUUACAAAUACUAUUUUCUUAUCUAGAAGAAAGUAAUGUAUCAAAUUGUUUUAUGAUUAAAAUUUAGAAACUGACUUGAA
This is a messenger RNA of Centruroides sculpturatus (bark scorpion), 663 nucleotides long. RefSeq names its product mitochondrial import inner membrane translocase subunit Tim8 A-like. Lineage: Eukaryota; Metazoa; Arthropoda; Arachnida; Scorpiones; Buthidae. The transcript has a single exon. The coding region runs from base 118 to 402 and encodes 94 amino acids. The record is from RefSeq and is a predicted model, not a curated record.